Messenger RNA from Dicentrarchus labrax (European seabass), 2233 nucleotides. RefSeq names its product zinc finger protein 436. Gene Ontology annotation, biological process: regulation of transcription by RNA polymerase II. Bases 94 to 2109 code for a protein of 671 amino acids. Gene Ontology annotation, cellular component: nucleus. Gene Ontology annotation, molecular function: DNA-binding transcription activator activity, RNA polymerase II-specific; RNA polymerase II cis-regulatory region sequence-specific DNA binding. The record is from RefSeq and is a predicted model, not a curated record. NCBI's taxonomy places the organism in Eukaryota, Metazoa, Chordata, Actinopteri, Moronidae. The transcript is spliced from 4 exons.
AGGAGAAGAAGAAGGAGUGUUUCCGGUGCGGCCUGUACUUUCUGCCGCUGUUUGUCUGGAGACUUAUCAAACAUUAAAGCGUCUUCACAGCAGAUGGCGUCUGGACUCCUGGAGCCUCCUGAAGGAGGAGAACAGCUCUGUGUCUUCCUGCUGAGAGAUGAAGAGGAGGAGGAGGAGGAGAUGAGGAGGGAGGUGGGCUGUCAGUGGGAGAGUCCAGAGGAGGAGAGGAAGGAGGAGAGGAAGGAGGUGGGCUGCCAGAGUGACUCAGCAGAGAGGAGGGACGCUGCCGUGCAGGUAGACCUGCUGACUCAGCAGCUGAGCUGGAGACACACAGGCUCGUCUGCGAUGCUGCUGCAGUGUUUUGCUGUUAGACCUGAUGGACCAGGAGGUGGCGCUCUACUGCAGCACUGCACCACCAACCGCACCAGAACCAGAACCAUCAAACCCGCCAUCAGACAGUCCCCCAAACCCACCCAGUCCAGGUCCAGGUCCAGGUCCAAGAGGAGACCGCCUCCUCAGAGCUCACACGCCACCAGGCCAAGUCCGACUCAACGUUGCCACCGCCGUGCGUCGCCUGUUACCGACCUCCAACACGAGGAAGAAGAGGAGGAGGAGGAGGAGGAGCAGGAGGUGGUGGAGGAGGACACAGGUGAUCCCACCUGGACUCCAGCUGAGGGAGGUGUGGACCCGUCUCCCUCGGCUCUGGAGGAUGCCCAGCUGGACUCGGAGUCCCAGCAUGCACCUCUUCGCGCGGUGAAGCUAGAGCCCGGCAGCACCAUGUGUGACGUUUGUGGUAAAGUGAUGAAGAAUAAGUCGAGUCUGGCGCGACACUCGUUCAUCCACACGGGGAAGAAGCCGUUCGCCUGUCACCUGUGCGACCUGCGCUUCAACCGCCGCGACAACCUGCAGCACCACCUGAGCCGGCUGCACCCCAACGGCGUCGCCAAGCUGGAGAAGCAGCGCGAGGUGACGGCGUGGCUGUGCGCCGUCUGUGGUAAAACCUUCAGCUGCAGGUCCCGCCUCAAAACACACGAGGUCAUCCACUCGGGGGUGAAACCUCACCGCUGCGACCUCUGCCCCAAAGCCUACAUGAGGACCAACGACCUCGAGCACCACAAAAAGAUCGUCCACGUGGACGGCGCCGCAGAACCUCAGCGCUCCAGCUCGCUGCUCUGCGACCUCUGUGGCAAAGAGUUCAAAUGCCGGUCGCAGCUGGCCGUCCACUUCCAGACUCACACGGGAGAGCGCCCGCACCUCUGCGACAUCUGCGGCCGCAAGUUCGGCCGUCAGUACCAGCUGAAACGCCACAAGAUCCUGGUCCACGCCAAGCGGGUGAACGGCGAGGACAGCCCGCCGCCCGACACUCCGUUUGCCUGCGACGUCUGUGGGAAGCGGCUGAAAUCCGAGGCGCUCCUCUCUGCCCACUCCCGCAUCCACUCGGGCGACAAACCUCACCGCUGCGGCAUUUGUCUGCGCAGCUUCCAGCGCGCCACCUGCCUGAAGCAGCACCACGUACGCGUUCACCUGAAGGUCAGAGUGAACGAGGCGCCGCACGUCAUCGGACGCAGGAGGAGCUCGGUGGCGGCGAAGGUGUUCCCAUGUCCGAUCUGCAGCAAAGUUUUUAAAUUCAAGUCUCUGCUGGCGAGCCACACGCUGAUCCACAGCGAGCUGCGACCGUACGGCUGCGACUUCUGCAGCCGCAGCUUCAGACGCCUCAGCCACCUCAAGAGACACCGCCAGGUCGUCCACGCCAACGGAGAGCGCCCGCCGCAGAGCUUCGUCUGCCACAUCUGCGGCAAAGACAAGAAGUGCCGCUCACAGCUCGCCAGACACGUCAUCAUCCACACUGGAGAGCGGCCGUUCGCCUGCGACCUCUGCCCCGCCCGCUUCAACCGCAGUGGGAACCUGCAGCAGCACAGGAAGCGCAUGCACGGCGUGGGGACGGCACCCGUUGAGGAAGCCCCGCCCAUCCUGUUUGAUGACGACAUGAUGCCCGCUCUAACUUACAAACAGGAAGAGACGGUGGUGGCCGUCGACGCCACGGCUGUGGGCUCUGAGGCCGCGGCGAGCGACAACACAGACAGCGUCGAGCAGCUCAUCGCUACCUGAGCGUCUGAACUGAGCGCGCUCAGAACGUCUUCCUGAAGGUCGAGAGAAGGUCGAGAGAACGUUGAACUCUGAACAAAUAGCUGUUGAUGAGCUUUAAUAAAGAGCAGCUGAUGAUCAUAUUCCA